AUGGACACCCCCUCCCCCCAUUAUGGACCCCUCCCCCCAUUAUGGACACCCCUCCCCCCAUUAUGGACACCUCAGGAGGAGCCCCCCCUGAAGAAGAAGCGCCCCGAGGGCUCCGCACCGUGGGCAGGGGGGAAGUCGGCCCCGCAGGACGAGGUGGACGAGAUCGAGGUGUACGGCAGCGAGGCGCAGUCGGGCACCCAAUUGGCCACCUACUCCUUCGAGGUCUGUGACAGCCUCUUGAACAUCGGGCCCUGCGCCAAUGCAGCCAUGGGGGAGCCGGCCUUCCUCAGCGAGGAGUUCCAGAACCACCCGGAGCCAGACCUGGAGCUCGUGCUCUGCUCCGGCUACGGCAAGAACGGGGCCCUCACCGUGCUGCAGAAGAGCAUCCGGCCGCAGGUGGUGACCACGUUCGAGCUGCCCGGCUGCUACGACAUGUGGACCGUGAUCGCGCCCCCCAGCAAGGAGGAGGGGGAGCCCGGUGCCGGUGCCGGUGCCGAGGCCGAGCCGGAUGCGGCGGCGCCCGAGGGCCCCGAUGAGGACGCGGAGAAGCGCCAUGGGUUCCUCAUCCUGAGCCGGGAGGACUCGACCAUGGUGCUGCAGACGGGGCAGGAGAUCCUGGAGCUCGACACCAGCGGCUUCGCCACCCAGGGCCCCACGGUGGGGGCGGGGAACUUGGGGGGCGGGCGCUACAUCCUGCAGGUGUCCCCCAUGGGCAUCCGCCUGCUGCAGGGGGGUGAGCACCCAUGGUAUCCAUGGGUGCUGAUGGAGGUGGGGGCUGAUGGGGGUGGGGGCUCAGUAUCCAUGGGUGCUGAUGGAGCCGAUGCCCUGCACCUGGUGCCGGUGGAGCUGGGCUCCCCCGUGGUUCACUGCUCCAUCGCCGACCCCUUCGUGGCGCUGCUCAGCGCCCACGGGGCCCUCUCGGCCUUCGCGCUCCAGGGGGACCCCUAUGGGGGGCGCGCCCCACGGCUCAGCCCCCUGCGAGGGCCCCUGCACCAC
Pezoporus occidentalis (night parrot) is the source of this 996-nucleotide messenger RNA. Its product is annotated as cleavage and polyadenylation specificity factor subunit 1-like. Gene Ontology annotation, cellular component: mRNA cleavage and polyadenylation specificity factor complex; nucleus. The record is from RefSeq and is a predicted model, not a curated record. The transcript is spliced from 9 exons. The annotation marks the transcript as partial. NCBI's taxonomy places the organism in Eukaryota, Metazoa, Chordata, Aves, Psittaciformes, Psittacidae. Gene Ontology annotation, molecular function: protein binding.